Molecule: messenger RNA, 504 nt
Organism: Notodromas monacha
Lineage: Eukaryota; Metazoa; Arthropoda; Ostracoda; Podocopida; Cyprididae
Source: the annotation of a GenBank genome assembly
UCGUCUUAUUCGUAUAGUAAGAAGGAAAGAAGCUAGUGUGUACUGAGCGAGUGGAUUAGUGUGGUAAAUCAAGAAACGGACAAAUAACAGGCAGGCAUGGCUGGACUGCCGAAAGCGGACGAGUUGGACUGCUCGCAUCGGGCACGAGGCGUGUGGCUCGUCAAGGUGCCCAAGUAUGUGGCCGAGGCCUGGGACAAGGUGGCUGGCGAUGCCGAGGCAGCCAAGUUGCGCAUUGAAAAGACACCGGGAAUGAAGCCGAAUGUGUCGCUCACGUUGUCCGAGGCGGCCAUGUCGGCACUGAACAUGACUGGGGCGACGGCGACGUCGUCGCAGUCAAUGAAUCGGGCCAAAGCCGUGCCGCGGGACUACAAGCUCGCCGUCGCUACCAUGUCUGCUCAAACGCUGGCCAUUUUCUCGCAGUCGGAAUCGAUUCUGUCGGGUAAGGAAGGAAGCCUUGGUAGUCUGUUGGGCUGGGUUGAAGGAAUGGAUUCCGGGAUGGGCUAA